Molecule: messenger RNA, 2130 nt
Organism: Stegastes partitus (bicolor damselfish)
Lineage: Eukaryota; Metazoa; Chordata; Actinopteri; Pomacentridae
Product: interactor protein for cytohesin exchange factors 1-like
Exons: 3
Source: RefSeq, a predicted model, not a curated record
GGAGCUGAUCUUGAGCCUUGCGGUGAUUCUGUAUCCUGUACUUCAGUCCCAUCUGCAACACCUUCCUCUAAAAACAGACGUAGAUGCACCUCAGCAGCCGGCACUUUAAGCAGAAACAGACGGAGAAAACCAGCACCAGACAGCAGUGAGCGUCUCUCCUGGCUGGACCUUCCCAGACAGGACGGAGCCAGCGGUGCUCUGUCCGUCCCUCGGCUCCAUGUCGAAGAUAAAAGAGAAGGUGGUGCCAUCCAAGAGAAGCCACCUGAUGAGAUGGAGUGCCUCUACAACCACCUAAAAGCAGCCAGCUUGUCUCCGACUGGACAGUCCAAUCAGAGGGACUUCAGAGCUUCGUUCAUCCGACGAUGUCAGAACGACCAAGUCAACGAAAAGCUUCACCUGCUGCGAAUCCUGAGCAGCACAUUAAAGGCUAAAGAGUCGGAGCUGCUGGCGGUGGAGCAGAUCCUCGGUGACGCCACCCUCACGGCGCCCACGUACAGGAAGUGGAGACUGUCCAACUUGGUCCUGCUGCAGGACAUGAGUGGACACAAGCAGCAGGCAGCAGGAGGCUCCGAGCUCCGGGCCCAGGACGGAGUGUGAGCAGAGACCACGGCCCAGUUCACAGCAGGGAGGCAUCUGACAAACACUGUUUUACACCGCUGUGAUCCAAAGUCUGUCGGUGACCACAAACCGUACAGCCCAGUUCCUGACCAGGAGAGAUGCUGGACAGAAAGCAGGCUCAUGUGUCGGGUCAGGCAGCGGUGCUGUGUGUGUUCUGAAGGGGAGCUUGUUUGUUUUUAAUGCUUUUCCUUUCAUUUCAUUUGGAUUCAGAGAUGCAACCUCCACCGUUACUCCUUCACUGGUGCCUUCUCUUUCAACACCAUAUGUCCCUCUGGAGGAGGAUGUUUUUGAUGGAAAUACUGGUUCAGUGUGGAUGGAGGCUAAAAUCCACUCAUCUAUUUUACAUUUUUCAAUCUGCACUUCCCACAAGAUGGAAUCUGUACUGUGGCUGUCUCUUAUCAGGAUCUUAUAGCGGUUAUUGCUGUAUGUGUUUUAAACGUUUUGCAGGAAAACAUUGUCGGAGUGGCACAAGCUGCCCCAUCCAUGGAGCUCAGUAAGGACUUUCUGUGUUUUGAGGUUAAUAAAAUAGUUCAAAGAAAACCUCAGUCUACAAGUUUGUGAAGCUCAUAACAUAUCAGUAAACUAGUGAAUGAAAAGUCUCCAGUUUGGUUUGACAGUGGAGCUGAAUAAAGACACACAAGGAAGCUCUGAUGUAGAAGAGUGAGACUGACCCGGGAGCUGCAUGAAGCUGCUGUGCUGGAAUAAAAAGAGAAACACUCAGUGACUGUGAGCACACCAGCAGUUCAGGGUAAUGUUUAAAAUCUGUCAAGCCUUUUCACAUGAAUACAGGCAGCCACCAAUACAGAUUGUAAAGAGGAAACGUCCUGCAGUACCAUUUUCCGCCACAUCACACAGCCAAUAGGCUGGUGGCGCUGUUUGAAUAUUUAGGUAUUUACACACCAAAGUGGUUUCAAAGUAUUUCAGGCACAUCCAGUUAGGAGGAGAACCUGAGGCAUACCCAGGACAUGCUGGAGUGACUGUGGCUCUGAGCUGCCAGGGGAAUAUUUUGGUAUUGUCCCUUAAGAAUUAGAGGAGGUGGUGGGGCAGAGGGACGGGUGCACAGCUCAGCUUAGACAUGUGUGUGUUUGCAUAUAUGGAAAACCAGCAUGAAGACACCCAGAUAUGUUGGAAUUGACUGUUUUUAUUGAAAAUCACAAGAUUUUCUGACAUCUCUUGAGUUCAACAGAAAUAUACAGAGUGAUGUCAUCUGCAUACAAUGUGUGUCUGCAGUAUUUAUGUUUGGACACAAGUUUCUCACAGUGUGUAGAUGGUUUUCAGUCACACUUCCACAGCUGAACGUAACACUUUUACAUUUAAAAAUUUAGCAAUGAUCUGCAAUGUAGUUUGGAGUCAAUAUACAUCUUGAUUUAAAGUGAAGUGACAUUCUCAAACCAUGAAAAUGACCCAAACCAACAACUAAUGCAUCCUAAUAACAAGUAUUGUAUGUGUUUCCCUCUUUGUUGUUGAGCUCCAUUACUGUCCAAAAACUAUUACAAGCACUUGUGAACACUG